Peronospora farinosa is the source of this 771-nucleotide messenger RNA. The record is from the annotation of a GenBank genome assembly. NCBI's taxonomy places the organism in Eukaryota, Oomycota, Peronosporomycetes, Peronosporales, Peronosporaceae.
AUGAGCUCUUGUCGCGCAUGGCGCUACGUGACGUUUGACGCGACUGGGACGUUGCUACGUCUUGUUGAACCUCCAGGAGAGACGUAUCUGAAUUUCUGGAAAGAGGUGUCAGGCCUGUCAUUCACAUCGUCUCGCCACGCCGCUGCAGCCGCUGCCAUCACGUCGCAAUUCCCGAUCGAGUUCAGUCUACUUUCUCGUUCCAAUCCAAACUUCGGGUCAGACAGCAAAGCUACCAGCGCGUUCUUGUGGUGGCGACAACUUGUACUGAAUGUAAUGAAACGCGCGAAAGUGGCAGAUUGUCUUGCAUACAACGAGGAGCAGGCCGAGCGCUUCGCGCGUGAUUUGUACGCGCAUUUCGCGCGUCCUGAAGCGUGGAAGGUGUUCGACGACGUGCAUCCGACACUAGAGAGGCUCAGAGCCUUGCAUGUUCCAAUGGGUAUCAUCUCAAAUUUCGAUGAGAGGUUGGAGUCUCUUUUGGUAGGACUGCAACUCCGAGACUAUUUCCAAGUGGUCACGACGUCGUUCGAGCAACCCGAGAUGAAACCACACGCGUCGAUUUUUCAAUCAACGUUCGAGCAGUUGCAGAGAAAGGAGGAGCCAUUAUUUACAAGUAGAUUUUUGCAUGUAGGGGACCAUCCGUUGAAGGAUUUCAAGGCGGCGAAGGAUAUCGGAGCUCAAGCCAAAUUAUUGUGGAGGACGAAACAACGACCGCCACCCAUUGACAUCAAUGCAAGCGAAGUCAUUUCGACGCUGCAUGAGGUUGCAAUGUAA